AUGAGAGUUCAUCUUUUUGGGGCCACCUCUUCAUCUGGAGUAGCCAAUUUUGCAUUACGUCUCACAGCAGACUUAUUUGAAGCAGAGUGUGGAAAACUGGGCGCUGACUUUGUUUGCCGUAAUUUCUACGUAGAUGAUGGUAUCAAGUCUGUAACGACAGCACAACAAGCAAUACAAUUGUUCAAGGAGAGUACUAGUCUUUGUGGUAAAGAAGGAUUUAAACUUAAUAAUUUGUUAUCCACUAAUAAAGAGGUGUUGACAGCAAUUCCACCUGAGUAUCGUGCCAAAGACAUCCAGUCUUUCAACUUCCUGAAUGAAGAAUUAUCAAUUUCAAGAACUCUAGGUGUUACAUGGUGUGUUGAGAAUGACAUGCUCAGAUUUUGCAUUGAGUUGAAAGAUAAUCCACUCACUCGUAGAGGUAUUAUAUCCACAGUAGCAUCAAUCUUUGACCCAUUGGGUUUCAUCUCGCCAUGCCUCCUAGAAGCAAAAAAGAUAUUGCAGAGUCUUUGUCGGGAUGGACAUCACUGGGAUGAUCCAGUUCCUGAUGAAAUAUGUAUACAGUGA
This is a messenger RNA of Saccoglossus kowalevskii, 564 nucleotides long. RefSeq lists its product as uncharacterized. NCBI's taxonomy places the organism in Eukaryota, Metazoa, Hemichordata, Enteropneusta, Harrimaniidae. The record is from RefSeq and is a predicted model, not a curated record.